This is a messenger RNA of Archocentrus centrarchus (flier cichlid), 1729 nucleotides long. RefSeq names its product heme oxygenase 2a (gene hmox2a). The record is from RefSeq and is a predicted model, not a curated record. The transcript is spliced from 7 exons. The coding region runs from base 162 to 1136 and encodes 324 amino acids. Lineage: Eukaryota; Metazoa; Chordata; Actinopteri; Cichliformes; Cichlidae. Gene Ontology annotation, biological process: response to oxidative stress; heme oxidation; heme catabolic process. Gene Ontology annotation, molecular function: heme oxygenase (decyclizing) activity; heme binding.
CUGAGGAUUUACCCAAUCAGAAUGCAUUUUCGCUACAGCAAACCCGCUGAUUGGCUUGUUGUCACGGUAACCGUGCCUCCCUUUACAUAGACUGCUGUUUGCGGACGAGCUAUGCAGGCGGGCUUGUGACAAGGGGAAAAUACUGUGAGACAGCCUGUAAGAUGGAAAACAAACUGACACCAGAAUCCACAUCCAGCAGCACAACAAGAGGAAGGGCAAGAAUUGUUGUGGAUGAUGAGGAGGAGGAUGAUCAUGAAGUUCUCAGUCCAACAGACCUGUCUGAGCUGCUGGCCGAGGGGACCAAGGAGUCCCACGACAGAGCAGAGAACUGCCAGUUUGUCAAAGAUUUCCUCAGGGGCCGCAUCAAAAGGGAGUUGUUUAAGAGAGCCACAGCAGCUCUAUACUUUGUCUACUCGGCCAUGGAGGAGGAGAUUGAGAAGAACAAAGACCAUCCUCAUAUCGCUCCAAUCUAUUUCCCCGCAGAGCUGCACCGGCGUGAGGCACUGGCCCAGGACCUGGAGUAUUUCUAUGGAGAAGACUGGGAGAACCAGAUCAGCCUCUCUACAGGCACCAAGCCUUAUGUGGACCGCAUCCACGAGGUGGGGGAGAAGGACCCAGUGUUGUUGGUGGCCCACUCUUACACCCGCUACAUGGGUGAUCUCUCAGGUGGACAGAUCCUUAAGAAAGUGGCACAGAGGGCUUUAAAGUUCCCCUCGACAGGAGAGGGUCUCAACUUCUACCAGUUUGAGGGAAUCCACAGUCACAAAGGCUUCAAGCAGCUUUACCGCAGCAGGAUGAAUGAGCUGGAACUGGAUGCUGAGACCAAAGACAGGAUUGUGGAAGAAUCCAAUCAGGCUUUUGGCUUUAAUAUGAUGGUAUUCACAGAGCUUGAAGAACUUGGAAAGACCAUUAAAGAAGAGGUCCAAGAUGCAGGGUUUGGACACAGUCACGCAGAGAUUAUGCAGGGUGGGGAUAUCAGCAAGUGCCCGUACUAUGCAGCCAAAAUGGCCAUUAGUGGAAAUCCCACCUAUGCAUGCCAGUUAGCCAUGAUGCUUCUCAGACAUCCACCCUGUCAGGUGGCUCUGGCUGCCUGGAUGGCCAUCCUCGCUGGGUUUACUGCCUGGUACUUUAUGUGACCUCUGACACACUUGACCUGCCAAAGAAGGGUGAUGGACACUGUUAGAUUCAGCCAAAUGUUAUCUUCCUCAGUUUGACCAUUACUAUCAGAACGUGGCAAACAGUUAAACAGAAACAAGAUGGUUUUUCGAAGUGUUUUGUUCUGAGUUUUCCUUUAUUAAUCUCACUCUGUGUUUUGCUGUAUGGAACAUACAGCUUUCUGCUUCUGAGACAGCUAAUGGCAGUGAAAGAGCUUUUGUGGUGAUGCAGCUGCUUGAAAAGCUACUUUAUGAUGCAUGCACUUUAAAUUAAGAGGCACUUUAUGAUGUAGAAAAAUUAAAUGAAUACUCUUCCCCUAUGUGAUUAAAAUGUUAUUAGUUGAACAUCUUUUGUGAAAAGGUCUCUUACCAGAAGUUGAACACUUGAGCUAAAGUAACCAAGCAAGAAAGGGCCUUGGUCAGGGAGGACUGUCAAUAUGCAAUACAGUCUAAAAACAUGUUUUGUUAUGGUGGUGUUUUGAUUGUAUCCUUUAAAAAUAAAUACAUUAAGGUGUGCAAAAAAUAAAUCAGUUUGAAUACUACAACUCAACAUUAAAACAUUUUGUAAUGGGUCA